UUCCCUGUUACCUCGGUUACCGGACGCUGCGGCCUGAAUAUGGGUCGCGUGAUGCUGCUCCUGCUCCUCGGGGUCGCCGUGGGGUCAGAGGUCAGAUUGGGGACCGGAGACAGCCGGGCUUCUGGCGCCGUGACGAUCUGCACCUGCGAUCUCUCCCCUGCGAUCUGCGACCUGAACUGCUGCUGCGACCCGGACUGCGAGAGCGGCGACCCCGCCAGCGUCUUCUCGUUCUGCCUGCCCGGGAGCGUCUCGGUGCGCUCGCAGGUCUGUCUGUACGGCUGGCUGCUUUUCCGCAGUAACUCCCCGUAUCCCACCGCCUUGAUCCCGGCGUCUCCCCCCCGGACCCCGGAGCUCUUCUGUGUCCUUCCUGUGGACCCCUCGCUGAAUUACUUCGUCGCCCCGCAGACUGUGGAUGCAACAAAUUUCUCCAAACUAGCAGACAAAUGGCGAGCGUUCUCCUUCUCUCCCCUCUCCAGCCCCGUCCCAACGUUCCCCGACUUCUACAAGGCCGAUGACCCUGUCCUGGCUGUCUCUCGGUCCGGCACCGUCGGGGUCCUGAUACAGCCAGCGCCGGUGGGGGCCCAAAACCUCUGCUCCGACAGCAACCCCGCAAGGUUCCUCCGCUCCAGCAACACCUCCUGCCAGCGAGAAAUCCGGAACCUGAGUGACAGCUGCCUGGCGGAUCCCUGGCUGAGUGCACGCCAUUAUUAUCAGAACAUCAGCGUGUUCCGGGUUCCAAAAGAUGUGAUAAACGGCACAGCUUUAAAGGUCGAGCUGACCGGGCCGGUGCCAGACAGCCCGACGCUGCAGGGAGGCCGGUGUCACAACGUGGUGUCUCAGGUGGUGUACACGGUGCUGUAUAACGGGACCCAGGGCAUCACUAACGUGUCCGUCCGAUUCGCCCUGGUCAACGCGUCCGGGGCCCGUCUGCAGCAGGAGUUCGAGGUCAACUACCAGGCGAGUUCACGAGACCGGACACGGACCCCGUGUGAUCUGCAGAACGUCUCGCAGGGGGUUCCUGGGGUUACCCCGGCGUCACCCGGAGAAAGGCAAACAUAUUAUUUCCAAAUAACUGGAUCUGUUUCUGCUCCGGCAUCCGGUCUCCGCAGGAGCGGAAACCCCGGCUACUUGGCGGGACUCCCCGUGCUGGCGGAUACCGGAUCUCUGAGCGCCCCGAGUCUGCAGGGAGACGGUUCGUGCUCUCGCCGGCCCGUGCAGUUUGGAGUGAACGCUCUGAGCGGCUGCUCUAUCAGGGGAGAAUUGGCGGAGACGUGCGAGAGCCUGCGCACCAGAGCAUACAACGUACUUCUUGGCGAGCCGUGGCCCCGGCAGCUGGGGGCCUUUGGAAACGGCAGCACCCUGCGGAUCCCGAUCAUCUAUGAAAACUGCACUGACCAGGCUGUAGGUGAUUGUAAAACCGGCUGCCUCCUCCCCGUCUUCCUGCGCACGCAGAUCCUGUGGGCCGAGGUCGGACUGCUGUCUAACCCACAAGCUCAGAUCCAGGGAGCUCGGUUUAGGUUCAGCUGCCGCGUCGUUUCGUGUCUCGAUGUCACCGUUCUUCGGAGCCAGGCCUCGUUCACAGACAUCACACGCCGCGGGCCUCCUCCUCGCUCACAUCCCGGCAUCACCGCCCGCGAACCCCUGGAUUUCUUCUACCCGUUCCGCACUAGCGGAUCCGCUCCGGCGUGCGCGGGUCCCGGCCCUGUCUUUGCUCUCUUGGUAUUGACUGUAAUGCUGUUUGUUUAGGGCAUGGAGACGCCCCGGCUGGCAGAGAGACUGUCCCAGCCCACGAUGAUGCCGCCUGGUCCUCCGCCCCGGGUCCGACCCUCAGGGUAAAGAGGUUUAUUUCCCUCCAGCGCAUCCAGCCCAUGAGGUAUAAUCCAAGCUUGUGACUUACAGGAAGUGAUGUCAUUACAGAGUAAAUUAGAAUCUCUCCCUCGUCCACUACCCACCCCCAGCGCUGGCCGAGCAGCAGUCGUGUCAAACUCUGACCACAACUCUCACCCCCAUCACUCUCAGCAUUCCUAUUAACACAGAAUGGGGUAGUGUAAGUCCUGAUUGCUCUACACAGCCGGUAACCCGAAAAAAAUGCCCAAUGAUGUUGAACUCGUGGCAGUUCGUUCACCCAAUGGGGGUUACGCUCGAUUUUUCUGCACUUUGUUUUAUUUUGUAUCGAUGUUUCAGUUUAAUGAAUAAAUUAAAUAUUUUUUAUA
Messenger RNA from Spea bombifrons (plains spadefoot toad), 2213 nucleotides. It is a transcript of the gene TCTN3, whose product is annotated as tectonic family member 3. The coding region runs from base 40 to 1746 and encodes 568 amino acids. The record is from RefSeq and is a predicted model, not a curated record. NCBI's taxonomy places the organism in Eukaryota, Metazoa, Chordata, Amphibia, Anura, Pelobatidae. The transcript is spliced from 15 exons. Gene Ontology annotation, biological process: smoothened signaling pathway; cilium assembly.